Messenger RNA from Ahaetulla prasina, 2931 nucleotides. Its product is annotated as solute carrier family 2, facilitated glucose transporter member 9-like. The record is from RefSeq and is a predicted model, not a curated record. Lineage: Eukaryota; Metazoa; Chordata; Lepidosauria; Squamata; Colubridae. Bases 1325 to 2668 code for a protein of 447 amino acids. Gene Ontology annotation, molecular function: hexose transmembrane transporter activity. The transcript is spliced from 13 exons. Gene Ontology annotation, biological process: monosaccharide transmembrane transport. Gene Ontology annotation, cellular component: membrane.
CUUUCUUCCCCAUCUUACAUCUUUCUUCCUUUGCCGAUCCUUUACUUAGUUUGGCCCCUGUGUAAAUAUCUUUUCCUUUUUGUUUGUCAUCUGGCAGAGCCUGGGAGCUCCCAGUAUUGGGCUAGGAGUUUAUUUACAAUGUUCUAUUAUUUUUUUCUGUCUUCAUCUUUCUUUUUCUCACGAAAAAUUCUAUUCCUGACUUACUGAAAUGAUUGCGUAACUCACAAACAGGCAACUCCCUUUCUUUUUACCAAGCUUAUAUCAUAUUAUCAGGUCAUAAGAUGCCGGUCUAUCUUUCACAAAUGGACAACAGCCCCAUUUCUGCAUUCCCAAGAAAGUUUACAAAGAUCAGAUACAUCAUCAAUGGCAAGCAGUUUGAAGAUCUGUUGAUGGAGCUAGAGAAAAUCUCCUGGAAAGCAUUUGAGAAUUGAGAAUUUUUUGGGCAACUGCAGAGCACAAAACUACAUUCAGCUGGUUGAUGAAUUUCUUACGGCAUACAAGACCAUGAAGGGCACUGAAGAUUCAUUUUCUGCAUUGAUAUUUGGAUUUCUUUAGAUGCAAGUUUCACCAGGACAUUCCCAUAAUAGAAAAAUGAUAUCAUAUCAUAUAUAUCAUAUGAUAUCAUAUAUGAUAUCAUAUCAUAUCAUAAUAGAAAAAUGCAAAUUGAUAAAUGCAAGAAGCAUUGUAAACCAAUUGCCUGAAUUUAUACUCAAGUUAAACAAUGGUACAUUUGAUAUUAUAUUUGUAUGCGAAACAUGGCUGAACUUAUCCAUCCCUGACUCCAUUAUUUUAGACAAAGAGUACCAUGUUUUUAGAUCAGAUCGUGAAAUCCGCAGAGGAGGUGGAGUAGCUAUCUUUCAUAAAAAGUCACUGAAUUUCUGAUUCAAGAUGGCACCGACGAAGGCUGCCUUGGUGAAAUGCUCUCUAAUGGUUUCUUUAUUUCUAAUUGUUCUCUGUGACUCACUAUGGAUUUCCUACUCACAAGACCAUCUGCUAAAAAUUAAGCAACAUUUCUUUAAGGAGCAGCUUUCUUUGAUCUCACCCCCGCCUGACUUUACAAACACAGAGGAGAUUCUAACAGAGGAGGAGGCAAUUCCCAUGGAGCCAUGGAUUACUAAAAAACCCAAAUGACAGAAGCGAAGGAAGAGAGCAUCUGACCUUUCCACUUGUUGCUGUGACACUCCUGUCAUCAUUUGGGUCCUCCACGUUGUAUGGUUUCAAUCUGGCUGUAGUAAACUCUCCAGCAGCGCACAUCAAAGCCUUCUACAAUGCAACGUGGUACCAACGUUAUGGGCGGGGCCUGUCGCAAAGACCUCUCACUCUCAUGUACUCCCUGACUGUCUCCAUUUUUGCCCUGGGAGGCUUGGUGGGGUCAUUUCCUGUGGGAAUUCUGGUCACCCAAUAUGGGAGGAAUGGCACUUUGAUCCGUAGCAACUUCCUUGUUCUGUUGGCUGGCAUGUUGAUGGGAUUCAGCCGCUACUUGAAAUCCCCUGAAAUGGUCAUUUUGGGGCGCUUCAUCAUAGGGAUUCAUUCUGGCAUCUCUCUCAGUGUGGUACCCAUGUACCUGGGAGAAAUUGCCCCAAAGAACCUCCGGGGAUUCCUGGGCCUGGUUCCAAGCAUCUUCAUUUGUCUGGGGAUCUUUUCUGCCCAAGUCCUGGGCCUUCCAGAACUUCUGGGGGAGGAUGCCUAUUGGCCUCUUUUCCUCUCUGUAGUGGUGGUUCCUGCUCUUCUGCAGCUCAUGCUACUAAAUUGGUUCCCUGAAAGCCCUCGUUACUUGCUUAUUGAGAAAAAUAAUGUCCAUGGAGCUACUGAAGCAUUAAGCUUGUUCCUUGGUAAACAUAAUGUGCAGGAUAUCAUCGAAGAGAUAGAGGAAGAAAAGCAUUCACUUGCCUCAGUGAAAGUUGUGUCUGUAUGGCAACUGCUCUCAGAUCAUUCUGUGCGAUGGCAAGUACUGUCUGUAGUAGUGAUCAACAUGGGUAUGCAGCUCUCUGGAAUUGAUGCGAUCUGGUUUUACACAAAUGCUAUAUUUGAGAAUGCUGGCAUUCCUGAUCCUGAUAUCCCUUACACUACCGUGGGCACUGGUGCUAUUGAGGUUAUUGCUGGCUUAAUAGGCUGUUUUACCAUUGAGAAGGUGGGACGUCGUUCUCUCCUCAUAGUUGGCUUCUGUUUUAUGGGCAUCUGUUGUGCUGGCAUCACCCUGUCCCUGGUGCUUCAGCCAAUUGUGUCCUGGAUGCGCUACUUCAGUGUGGCUUUUGUGAUUGGAAUCAUUGCAGGAUUUUGCAUGGGACCAGCUGGCAUCCCAUUUCUGAUGACAGCUGAACUCUUCAAGCAGUCACAUCGGCCAUCGGCUUAUAUUGUGGGUGGGUCCCUCAACUGGCUCUCGAACUUCACUGUCGGCUUUGUGUUUCCCUUCUUGCAGAUGUCAGCUGGUGCUUUCUGCUACCUGGUCUUCUGCGGUGUCUGCUUUCUAAUUGCACUGUAUGUGUAUUUCAUCAUCCCUGAGACUAAAAAUAAGACAUUUAUGGAAAUCAGCCAACUCUUCACCUCCUCUCGCUCUACCUUCUUCUCUGACUUGCCCGAUUCUUUCAAGAUGAUCAAGUUAAAUGGCUAUGGAACCCUGGAGAACAGCUCCUUGGAAUUCUCUGGAUCAGGAUCAAAUCUCCCAUGAGGCUCUUCAAUUCAUCUUUAUCUCCCUGAACAGGGGAAGCCAUUUUGAUGAGCUGUCUUCUGCCACUGGCCAAGGGAAAAUGAUCUGGCUCCUUGGUUUCCCUCCCCAGUCAAUACAAAAAGAUCCUGUGGAAAAAAAUGGAACAAUAUCUCAUUCCAACCUAAAGAAGUUGCCUCUUAUCACCUCUUAUUUUUAGCACAUGCUACUUUCUACUUUCUUUUACUUUCAUUUCUUUAUUAAAUAAAUUAUAAACAAAUUCAUAA